GUACUGUGGAAACGUUAUUUUGAUUUGAAAUUUAAAUUUUUACCCACUUAUUUUUAUUUUAUUAAAUAAAAACAUCAACAGUUUUACGUUAGCUCAUUAAUAUAAAACUAUAUUAUGAGUGUGUAGAAGUUACUUCUUCAUAUUUAAUUGAAGAAUUUUUUAAUUUUUAAGUUUAUUGUUUGAUAUUUAAGGUUUGUAUAAUAUUUAAUUUUUUUUUUUUUAUUAUUUUAUUAAUAUUGAGUAUAUUUAGAUAUUUAUGUUGCAUUUUCUCGGUAUGUGUAUUUAUUUUGUUGAUUUUAAUAUUCUUUAAUAUGUGUAUUGUGUUAGUAGUUAGACACGGGUUCUAAUUUUAAUUUAUUUUGAAAAAGUUUCAAUUUUUUAGAAAUCACAAAAUUAUGCUAUUGUGUGAUUAUAUGUUUAUGUAUAAUAUAUUGUGAUGUAUAAACACAUUCUGUAAAUAUGGUUACAGUCAUAAUGAACCGAAUUUAAAAAAGAAAUUGCCAUAAAAAAAUUGUACACUGACGGCAGAAUAUCAUAAUUUCCAAGUUAAUAUUUGGUAAAUGUUGACUGUUAAAUUUCAUUUCCAUGUAACCAUAAAAUAAUGUGCAUAGAAACACAGCUACUAUGUUGUUCAGUAUUUGUUAUUUCGGAAAAUACAGGCGCAGGCUAAUAUUUUAUGUGGGAAAGUAAGAGUAAUUUUUGAGUCUUGGCAAUGAUAAAAUAUUAUAAUUUUUUGGGCAAUAAACGAGAAAAUCAACAUUUUAUCUAAUAGAAGUUUUUAAGAGUGUCUUUUUUAACUAAAAUCCUCUACCAUUUUUUUGGUUUUUAAGUUUUUUCUCAGUUCUAAGACAAGAGAUAUUCGGAAAAAAACAAAAUUAAUUAUCUGACUACACAUUCCUUAUUUAAAGUAAAUGUAAAGUUUUUUUGAUUUUUAGACUCUUCUGUUUAAUCCCAAAAGUCAAGAGAUUUUUUAGAUUUUUUUUAAAAAGAAAACAAAAUUUGAAUGAAAAAUAUUCUUAUUAAUUAUACAUUUUGUUUUAAAGUAUUUUGAAUUUAAAAAUGUGACACCCUGUUAAAUAACAUUAACUUUAUUUCAUAAAAUAUAAUUUACCUAGUACAAUAGCUAAGUAUUUUUCAAUUUGAAUAAAAUGGAAUUUAUAUAGGUUUAAUCCUGUCCAUCGGAUAACUUUGUAAUCUAUCGGCUUCAUAUUUAAUGCCGUUCAUUAAUUUGUUUUUUAAUUGUAUGUUAUUUUUCUAUUACCGAUUGGUGUUAAAUAAAAUAAAUAAAUAAAUAAUUAUAAUUUUCUUUUUUCCCCUUUUUAGAAUUAUGAAUUCAUUUGAUGUUAAUGAAACAGUUGAAUGUUCGUCUGAAGAACUAAUUGAUUGGGGUACUCCUGAAAUAGUAAUAAAUACAACUCAUGGAGGAGAUUAUUAUAAUAACCCGUUUGAUGCAAUGGAGCUAAAAGCAGCUAAUAUGGAUCCUUUUGAUUUAGUUUCUAAUCAAACGACAUUAAGAGAAGAUAAUAAUAUGUCAUGUAGUAACUUAUUGACAACUUCGUGGAAGUUGGAAAUUGGGCAGAUAAGGAAGAGUAUGUCAUUAACAGAUAUUGACAGUGUUGCGGCAAAUUUACAACUGAAUGGUCAAAAUCAUACAGGAAACAUAGAAUCUUUAAAUGUUAAUGGUAACAAAAUAAACACAAAUUGUAGUACAGUAAACAAGGAUGAAUAUCUCAUAGAAAAUCAAAGUUAUGUUUCAAUAAAUAUGGAUGAUAGUGAAGAAUUAAAGAAUGAUUCUAUAUCAACAUCAACGUCAGAAUAUUAUAAUGUUUAUAUAGAAAAAAUGGCAUUAUGUAAUGAAGAAGAAAAACAGAAGAUUAGAGAAAAAACACAACAACGAAUUAAGAUGCUUAUUGAAAGAGGAAAAAAACAUUAUGAAGAAAAUUGUACACAAAAGUCAUUAUUUUAUAUGUUACAGAACCGCACUGAGUCAAAUUUGAACAUUACUGAAAAUUUAAUUAAUAAUGGAUUUAUACAGAAUCGUUCUAAUAGUAUUUCGGAUACCUUUAGUAAAAUAACCGUAAGUAAUUAUAACUAAAUUUAUAAUUUUAUUUUCUUCGUGGAAAUUAAACAUUGUAUUAAAAUAUUCAAUUUUUGCUGUGUACUACAAGAAUUUUAUUUUGUGUCAUUAUUUAGAAUAAUACUACUGAUAUCAAUGAUAAUAACACAUUGAAUAAUGAUAGUUUAUUGUAUUUAAAUCAAGAACAAAAUUCUUUUGAUUUAAAUGCUUUAAAACCAGAAUGGGUGAUGGAUAAUUUCAGUGAUACUGAUGGAUCUGUAGAAGUUCAAACUGUAAGACCACAUAAAUAACUAUUUAUUUAUUUUAAUUAAUUUUAUAAAUGCAUAUUUUAAGGAAAAAUCUGAAUCGGUGGUUGAAAUUAUUAACAGCAACAAUCAAAUUGAUGAGAAGUUGAAAACUCUUAAUCAUAUUGGUAAUAAAAAUUUGAAUAUAUUAUUUUUACUAUUACCUAAAAAUAAAAUUAUAUCAUUAAUGACAAUGUUAUUAAAAACAAAAAUUAACAUAUUUAUUAAAUCUAUAAUUUAGAUAUUAUUUUCUUUAUUAUUUUAGGAACUAUUGAAUCAAAACUAAUUGGAUGUCAGGCUUUAAAAUCAAUCCAGGAUAAAAAAAAUGUAGGUCCUAUUUUAGCAACUGUUCCUGUCCAUCAUAUGGUGCAAAAUUAUGAUGAUGUGAAAAUAAAAAAUAUGUGUAGUAGUACAUCAAUCAAUUCUCAUGAUCAAGUAAAUUUAUAUUUCAAAUAUGUUUUAAUUAAAAUAACUCUUCAAACUUUAUACUUCAUAAGUUUUGUAUUUAAAAUUAUCUAAUGCUAUCUGUUUUGUCUUUAGAUAAAACCUGUUGCCUCUUCUACGCCAACAUUAAAUGUUACUAGUACACUUCAAACUCCUUCAUCAGAGGAGUGUUCUAUAACAGCUUGGUAAGUUCUUCGAUGCACAAAAAAACCUUAAAUAUUUAAACAAUUCACAAAUAAAAUUCUAAAGUUCAAUUAAAUCCAAACAAAUAUUGUAUUACUUAUUAUUUUAAUUUGAUGUUGAAUUGAUGAACACGAAAUAUGCAACAUAACAUUCUUUAAUAUUACACAAUUAUUGACAAAGUAUUUGAUAAUAAUUUAUUCUUAGCUUGCUAACUAUUUCCGAAUAUGUUUUUGAAAAAAAAAUGAAUUACUUGGUUAAUACAUUUAUUUACUCGUGGAAGAAUUAAAACUAAAAUACAACUAUCAACGCCCAUCUUAUUUUGUGUUAAAAUAUGUAGUUUAAUUUAAUUUUUUUUUUUUUUAAAUAGUUCUCAACAAUCAGUGGCCAAUGCUGUUGGAAGUCCAAAAACACCAUUGAAUGUCACAAAAUGUAUUAAACAGAACUUAACUAAUGUAAGCCUGUUAAAUUUAAUUUCUAAUAAAAAAAAAAAAAAAAAUGUUUCUUAUAACUUUUCUUGUUUGUUAUUUAGUUGUGUAACAAAGAUAAUAUAAUUACACUAUCAAAUGGUACACGUUUGUUCAAUACAGCAAAUAAACGUUCUAAUGUAAGUAUACUAAAGGAGAAAUCAAUUACUCAUAUUAAUACACGUACUUUGUAUUUUAGACUACAAUUGAUAUGUUCAAUGAAUCUGUUAAAAAGAAGAAUGAAAUUAUAAAAUCUUUUCAGUCAAAUAAAUCUAAAGUAAGAUUAUUUAUAGUUUUUAUAUUGAUCGUAAAUAAUAUAUUAUACUAAUUUUAGUCUGAAAGUAUAAUUGGGAAGAUACCAAAACCAUUGGCACUGAAAACAAAUAGAAUGAGUGUAAGUUUAUCACAUAUUUGUACAUACAUGUAAUAUGUUAUUUUAUUUAAUAUUUUUAAUAUACAAUUAUUAUUUGCUAAUUAUUGAUUAUAACUAAAAAUACUGUCUAUAGAGCCUGCCAAUACCAAAACGGUCAAUUAUUUCAUUCAAAGGCAAGGAAAAUGUAAAACUUAAGUGAACUUUUAUUGUGACAUUGUAAUAUUCUUGUAUACAAUUAAUAUUGUGUAUUUAUUGUUGAGGUAUUGUAAUUAAUUGUAUAGAAGACUAUUACCAUCACAAAUGUAUUAAUUCAUAUUUGGAAGGUCAAAAUUAAUCAUAUUUAUAAACAUGUUCAAUUUUUUUUCUAUGAUGUUUUAUGUGUUUAAUUAAGUAAACUUUUUUUUUGAAUCAAACAUUAAUUUUUAAGUCUGAUAUUUUGUAAAACCAUGAUAAUUUCAUAUUUUUAGUUAUUAAAUAAAAAGCAC
Messenger RNA from Cinara cedri, 4310 nucleotides. NCBI's taxonomy places the organism in Eukaryota, Metazoa, Arthropoda, Insecta, Hemiptera, Aphididae. The record is from the annotation of a GenBank genome assembly.